Diospyros lotus (date-plum) is the source of this 1490-nucleotide messenger RNA. Its product is annotated as peroxidase 19. Gene Ontology annotation, biological process: hydrogen peroxide catabolic process; response to oxidative stress. Lineage: Eukaryota; Viridiplantae; Streptophyta; Magnoliopsida; Ericales; Ebenaceae. The record is from RefSeq and is a predicted model, not a curated record. The transcript is spliced from 3 exons. Gene Ontology annotation, molecular function: peroxidase activity; heme binding. The coding region runs from base 189 to 1238 and encodes 349 amino acids.
AAUGGGGCAUUCACGGGUCACGAUUCUCUAUCUUUACAUUGCCAUCUGUGGAGCAGCAGAGCCUCGACAACACCAAGUGGCCAUACUUUUUCAAUAUUCUCCUUUCUACUAUUACUGCUUUGUCUUAAGCCUCAAUCCCCCUCACUGCCUAGCUACCUACUCUCUAUAACCAGCCAGUAGCAACCAACAUGUCGGUUUCAUCGUCUUUUUCUUUCUCUCUGUUGGCCACCACUUUCCUCUUGCUGCAUGCCCCUCUACGCACCUCGGCCAAGGCCGCCCCUGCCGCUGCCCGCGCCGGCCGCCGACUUCCCCGCCAACUCUCUGUGAACUACUACGCCAAGUCCUGCCCCCAGAUAGAGCAGCUGGUGGGGGCCGUCACUGCCCAGCAGUUCAAGGAGGCGCCGGUCUCCGGACCGGCCACCAUUCGUCUAUUCUUCCAUGACUGCUUCGUCGAAGGGUGUGAUGGGUCGAUAUUGAUAUCGACUAGACCAGGAGGCAAAGAAUUGGCUGAGAGGGAUGCGCAGGAUAACAAGGACCUCCCAAAGGAGGCAUUUGAUAGCGUAUACAAGGCCAAGGCAGUGGUGGAGAGCAAGUGCCCUGGUGUUGUAUCCUGCGCCGAUAUUCUUGCCAUUGCAGCCAGAGACUUUGUUCACUUGGCAGGAGGACCUUAUUAUCAGGUAAAGAAAGGCAGGUGGGAUGGAAGGAUAUCAAAGGCUUCCAGAGUACACUGGAAUCUUCCCCAUGCAAAUUCCACUAUUGAUGAACUUGUUAAGCUCUUCACUACCAAAGGGCUUAAUAUCAGCGACCUAGUUGUGCUUUCGGGUGCACAUACAAUAGGAUUUGCCCAUUGUCAACACUUUGUGCGCCGAUUAUACGACUACAAGGGCACCAAGCAGCCUGAUCCUGUCAUUGAUCCAAGGCUCCUAAAAGCCCUAAGAAUGUCCUGCCCCCAUUUUGGUGGCAAUGCGGAUAUCGUGGCACCAUUUGAUGUCACCACUCCUUUCUCAUUUGACAAUGCCUACUAUGGGAAUUUGGAGGCCAAAUUGGGGCUGUUGGCCACAGACCAAGCUCUGUUUUUGGAUCCGAGAACACGGCCUUUGGUUCAAGCUUUAGCAAAGGACAAGCAAAAGUUUUUUCAAGCCUUUGGAGAGGCUAUGGAGAAAAUGGAUUCAGUCGGCGUAAAAAGAGGAAGGAAACAUGGGGAGAAAAGGAAAGAUUGCAGCAUUCACAUGCUAUGAUGCAGGGCUUUUUGCUAUAUAUUUUGUUCACUUUCUCUUUUAUCACAUUUCUACUGCAUUUUUUCUCCAUUCUUUCAAAGUUUGGGUAAUGUAAAUGAGGCUCACCCAUUUGUCUCUCUUCACAAAUGUGGAUGGGAUAGAGGUUUCUAUCACACAAGGCAUUAAGACUUUCUACUCCAUAAUUGCUAAAAGGCAGAAGGAAUAACAGAUGCCAACGAUGUGCUUUGUGCUCACCUAAAGCCAAGUCAGUCU